Messenger RNA from Monodelphis domestica (gray short-tailed opossum), 2368 nucleotides. The record is from RefSeq and is a predicted model, not a curated record. Lineage: Eukaryota; Metazoa; Chordata; Mammalia; Didelphimorphia; Didelphidae.
AAGAAGGGACACAGACAGACUAAGAAGCAGAGACAGAGUGCUGCAGAAAUAGAAAGAAGGUGCCAAAAUAGUUGGAGCUGGGAGUACAAUUGAGGUUUGGCUCAGAUUAUGACUGGGGUUGAGAUGGGAAUUCAGAACUCAUCUCCUAAAAUCUCCUAGAGGGUUGGAGAAAAGCAUCAUUAAAAGGAUAUCUUCAGCUACUCUGAAGCUAGGACCUGGGAGCAUAUCAUAGGCAAUAUCAGCUUAGCAAGAGGGACAGUUCCUUCACUGAUGAACCAGGUGGGGAAAUAAAGCAAGCCCACUCCACUAAAAAAAAAAAUCUUGUUGGUAAAGGCUUCAAAUGCUCACGCAUUGGACUGGAGAGCAAGCCAGCAGCCAAAGGCGGAAGAACUGAUAUUUAAAGGGACAGGCCCUUCCUUUCUGUGAAGCUCUCUAAUUUUUCACGCAGCGCUGGGAGCCAUCACCUAGGUAACCAGUCUCAGCCUGCCCGCUCCUCCUCACACAGACACAGCAUCUCCAGCCAGCAUCUUUUCGAGAGCUGCCUUGGCGAGAGUGACAACUUUGAGUCAUCAUGGUGAAAUUGGGGAGUAACCUGUCAGAGAAGCCAGAGAAGGAACAGGGCAGUGGAGGUGGUGGAGGGGAAGAUGGCUUUGAUACCAUCCCUUUGAUAACCCCACUGGAUGUCAACCAGUUACAGCAACCAUUCCCUGACAAGGUAAUAGUCAAGACUCGAACGGAAUACCAGCUUCAAUCAAAGAAGAAAAGAAAGUUACAUGUUCCUGGAAUCAAGAGGCUGAAUGUCAAUCUCUAUGAUGAAGUAUCAGAAAAAGUCAAGUUGACGGGGCUCAUUCUUAUCACGAUGGCGUUCCUAGCCUGUCUCCUCAUGCUGGUCAUGUACAAGGCUCUCUGGUACGACCAGUUAAGCUGUCCGGAGGGCUUUGUGUUUAAGCACAAGCACUGUACUCCUGCAGCCUUAGAGAUGUAUUACUCUGAGCAGGAAGCAGGCCCCCGAGGACGUCUCUACACGGCUAUUAACCACUUAACUCAAGCCAAGAAAACCAUCCCUGAACUGCCCUCACCGUGGUUACCAGUAAUUAAUGCUUUGAAGGAAGCAGAGAAAGCUAAGGAUGAGCUGCCGGUUUCUCAGCAGUAAGAGACCCAGGGCAGGAAUCAGAUGCAACAGAAUUGUCAUUUUAAGGGUAUAUGUAAUCACUUAAAGUAUUAAAUGCAUUGUAUACUCUCUUCCCUCUCUCCCCCCACCCCCCUCUUUUUAGUCAACUCCAAUGGUUUUUGAGUGAAAGCAGAAGGGAAUGCCUGGUUCAAGGCCUUUUCCUCCUCUCUUCCCUCCCUAUCCCCCAUACAAAGAGAGAGGAAGAUGUUGAGAGGACAUCUUAUUCACUCUGUAUAUGAGCCCUUCCUCUCCAUCCCUCCUGAUUUGACCAACAUGAAAGUGGGUCUCUCUUCCUCUUUACUUGGAGAGCACCUACUGGAUUCUCUACAUCUGGAGAGCCCAUGUCAAAGAGCCAGGGAGGAAAAGCUUAUUUUGAGGCCAGAAGGAGCCCAUCCCUAUCUUCCUUCCCAAGAGAAUAAGUGGGGUCCCCUGGUCCUUUUCUCCAAAUAUCCAUAAUUUGAGGGAAUGUCUGAGAAACAUUAGCUGGCGAGGCUUAGAGCCUCCUCUCCUUCUGCCUCCUUACCAUCAACCACCCUACUAGGACUGGUUUGUUUUGUUUUUCCUGCUAGGAUGGAUUUCUGGAGUCCAGGGACUACUGGAUUGUUCAUGACCUUGUUUGCAGAAUCAAGGGCAAAAUGGCAGACACUGUCCAGGGAGGUCCACAAAAUAGUAGGCUCCAGUGUGCUAAGACUUCUGUGCUGCCAUUUGGAAGCAAACAUUAGGAAGAUUUUUCACUUUAAUUUGAGCAAAGCUUUUCCAUGUAAUUUAUGCUCUGGCUUAUCUUGGUUUGCAAUUUGAUUGCUAAUUACAAGGCUAAAUUUGAAACCCAUUUAAUUACAGCACUUCUGCCUUAGGGGUGCUGGGAGAUUUUUCCUCCCUUUUCCCUCUCCCCUCCCCCAUUUCCCCUGCCUUCCACCAUCUAUAUUCUAGGCCUAGUGUGGGAUCCUUGUAUCACUGUUCCUGUUCACACUCAGUGUUUGUGCUUUUGUGUGGAAACUUCUCAUUUUCUUUUGAAAAUUAUUAUUAUUGUUGUUGUUUUUGCUGUAAAGAUUUCCCACAUACACUGUACAUUUUUCUAGGAAUUGUGGACUGUCAAAUUUGCAGUGAAAACAUUACUGGUUGUCUGCUCGCAAGUGCCAAAAUGGAUGUGGUGAUCAGCAGCAUUUUUCUCCAAGUAAAAAUAAAUGUUCACCCUCA